This is a messenger RNA of Candoia aspera, 1938 nucleotides long. RefSeq lists its product as uncharacterized. The transcript has a single exon. The coding region runs from base 377 to 1702 and encodes 441 amino acids. Lineage: Eukaryota; Metazoa; Chordata; Lepidosauria; Squamata; Candoiidae. The record is from RefSeq and is a predicted model, not a curated record. Gene Ontology annotation, cellular component: cytoplasm. Gene Ontology annotation, molecular function: glycosyltransferase activity.
UCAAGAUACUGUACUUGUUGUUCAAGUGUAAGAAAAUUGAGCUAUUCAGUAACCAGGUGGAACAGGUGAUGCUGGACAAAAGUGACUUAUUUAUAAUGGUGGAACAGCUGUGCCUUUGUUUAAAGGGCUUGAAGUUUAAAACAAAGGAACGGGGACUUGUUUUUCAAAACUUGCCCUGGUGGAAAGAAAUGAACACACCUGUGUCAGUCGACAAGCAUGUUAUUCAGCUUUAAUUCCAUAGUAUUUUUAGGGGGUUCAAGAGAUCCCUCUUGAAAAUCAUUUGUUUUAAGGAGAUCAUUAAAAAAAAGAAUAAUCUAAUUUUACUUUUUCCCUCCUUGUCUGAAAGGUUUUUUUGUAGUAGCAUCAAAGGGGUAAGAUGCCUCGCUGUAGAAGGAAGCUGUUUUGGGUGAUCGUCCCUUUCCUUGUCCUUCUGUUCUUUGAAACGUACCCCAGGAGGAGGCCAUCUACCACCCCACCACAAACUAAGCGGUCCUCAGGCCCUUGCAGUGGUGACCUUGUCAACGAUACCAUCACCGCAUUAAAAUAUAACAAAACCUUCAUCGUUUCAUUGUACCAUGAUGGCAGGCAACAAAACCUCACGCGGGCAAUUGCAGUGGUGCAUUACAAGAAAGUCCAAGAUCUUUAUUGCUGGUUUUGUUGCAGUCGUGACAACCGCAUUUCUAUAAUUCGCGCAGCAGUAGACAUCCAUCCAGAGCGGUUCGGGCUCCCCAUUGGUGCAGCAGACAUUGUGUGUGUGGAACCCCAAAGUUGCUCUCCACGAUAUGUGUCCAUUCAUCCAUCCACUAAAGGAUCCAUGGAAGAUCUCCCAUGGUUUGAAAUAAAAAACCGGGUUCCCCAGAAUUCAUUUUUUGCUGAAUUCACUCUUUGCCUGUCUGUCAUGUAUGAGAAUCACACCAAUGUCUUGCAGUUCAUACAAAGCAUGGAAAUGUAUAAAAUCCUCGGUGCCCAGAAAGUGUGCAUUUACAAAACGAGCUGCAGCUUACUGAUGGACCAGAUCUUAAACUAUUAUGUUGAAGAAGGCACAGUUGAGAUUAUACCUUGGCCAAUUACUUCCUACGUGAACUUGUCUUCUUUCUGGUAUUCCUACAAGGACUGGGACUAUGGAAAAACUAUAGUUCUAAAUGAUUGCAUCUACCGUAACAUGUACAGAAGCAAAUAUGUGGUUUUUAAUGAUAUCAGUGAAAUUAUCCUUCCCCUAAAACACCUAAACUGGAAAAAUAUGAUACAUAGCCUUGAGGACCAAAAUCCAGGAGCAGGGAUCUUCUUUUUUGAGAGUCAUUUUUUUUCUCAGAAUGUAUUUUUGUCUUCGGACAAAUUCAGCUUUUCCCUCUGGAAGAGCAUCCCUGGAGUUAACAUAUUGCAACACGUUUAUCGAGAGCCCAAUAAACUGCAUAUCAAUGUUUUGAAGAAAAUGAUUGUCAACCCAAGGAAAGUGGUUCAGGCAUCAAGCCACUCCAUUCUCAAGGGAUAUAGUAGAACACUUGAAGUUUCCAGAGACAUUGCAAUUCUUUACAAUUGUAGGAAACACCAUGAAAACGAUGUUGGUGAAAAAUACCUCAUUAGGGACACAGCAAUCUGGAGGUUCAACAUGUCGUUGAUUGGCAAUGUUAAUAAAGUUCUUGACAAGAUUUCCAAGUCCAGUCAGAGCACAUUCUUGAAGAUCAUUGCAAAAAUAUUUUAAAAUGUAUGGUUUUUCACUUGUACAAAAUUGCUUAACAAGCAAGUGCUUUUCUUCUUGUUGGUUCAAACAGCCUGUGUAUUUCAUUAAAGAUUUUAGAGAAAAUAAGAGGGGUUAAAUGUAAAAUUGUUCCUUUUGCAACCUAGUUUUGUCAGAAAACAGAGUUGCUCUUCAUACUGUUCAAUAAAAUAGGAUUAAUUCAGAAAGAUAGUUUGUCUUUUGUCAGUAAUGGGCACUGA